AUGGCGGACGACGAAGUCCUGCAGUUAACGCUUGUUCACGGUUAGAAAACUCUUUUAAACGAUGAAAUUGUUCAUAACAUUUCUAAUAGAGGUUAGAUUGUAGCUAAAUCUUAUGGUGGGGUCCUAGGUUCCAGGAAAUAUCCCGUUGAACUACUCAUAAAAGAAGAUGGUGGGCCGACUGUGGAAGACCUUGCAAAUUUUGCUGCACAGGCGGCAGAGGUUCCUCGCGGAUCUCAACGGCUCAUAUUUAAAGGUAGUUUGUUUUUGGUAAGAUUUACGUAUAACCCCAUACAUUUAUUAUGCAUACGUGGUUCGACUCUAUUCAUAUUAAUUAAAAUUCUUGGUUUGCAACCACGUGAUUCAGCGCUCAUGUUCUAUGGCAAAAUAUUGAUAAUAAUCCAAUUAUAUGUCUUUCCUAGGUAGGGGAACACAUAUCACUAGGGAUGUGUGUUUCUUAGGUAGAAGAACACAUAUUACUAGGGAUAUGUGUUUCCCAGGUGGGGGAACAGAUAUCACUAGGGAUAUAUGUUUCCCAGCUGGGGGAACAGAUAUCACUAGGGAUACAUGUUUCCCAUUUGGGGGAACCCAUAUCACUAGGGAUAUGCGUUUCACAUUUGGGGGAACACAUAUCACUACGGAUAUAUGUUUCCCAGGUGGGGGAACACAUAUCACUAGGGAUAUAUGUUCUGCAGGUGGGGGAACACAUAUCAGUAGGGAUAUAUGUUCUGCAGGUGGGGGAACACAUAUCACUAGGGAUAUGUGUUUCCCAGGUGGGAAAACACAUAUUGCUAGAAAUACAUUUUUUACUAAGGUGGGGGAACACAUAUCACUAGGGAUACCUGUUUUGCAGGUGGGGGAACACAUAUCACUAAGGAUAUAUGUUUCCCAGGUGAGGAAACACAUAUCACUAGGGAUAUAUGUUUCCCAGGUGGGGGAACACAUAUCACUAAGGAUAUAUGUUUCCCAGGUGGGGAAACACAUAUUACUAGGGAUAUGUGUUUCCCAGGCUGGUCAACACAUGUUACUAAGGAUACGUGUUUCCCAUGUGGGGGAACUCUUAUUACUAGGGAUAUGUGUUUCCCAGGUGGGGGAACACAUAUCACUAGGGAUAUAUGUUUCAUAUAUGUUCUCCAGGUGGGGGAACACAUAUCACUAGGGAUAUGUGUUUCACAGGUGGGGGAUCACAUAUUGCUAGAAAUACGUUUUUACCCAGGUGGGGAACACAUAUCACUAGGGAUAUAUGUUUCCCAGGUGGGGGAACACAUAUCACUAGGGAUAUGUGUUUCACAGGUGGGGGAUCACAUAUUGCUAGAAAUAUGUUUUUACCCAGGUGGGGGAACGCAUAUCACUAGGGAUACCUGUUUAACAGGUGGGGGAACACAUAUCACUAAGGAUAUAUGUUUCCCAGGUGGGGAAACACAUAUCAGAAGGGAUAUAUGUUUCCCAGGUGGGGAAACACAUAUCACUAUUGCUAUGUGUUUCUCAGGUGGGGGAACACAUAUCACUAGGGAUAUGUGUUUCCCAGGUGAGGGAACACAUAUCACUAAGGAUAUAUGUUUCCCAGGUGGGGAAACACGUAUUACUAGGGAUAUGUGUUUCCUAGGUGAAGGAACAGAUAUCACUAGGAGUAUGUGUUUCCAAGGUGGGGGAACAGAUAUCACUAGGGAUACGUGUUUCCCAUGUGGGGGGACUCAUAUCACUAGGGAUAUGUGCUUACUAGGGGGGGAACACAUAUCACUAGGGGUACCUGUUUUCCAGAUCGGGGAGCACAUAUCACUAGGGAUAUGUUUUUCACUAGGGAUAUGUGUUUCCCAGGUCGGGGAACACAUAUCACUAGGGAUAUGUGUUUCCCAGACGGGAACAUCUUAAGCCAGGGAAAAAAUAAGCACCACACAUGUAUCAGAACAGCAGCUGGCAAUCCAGCCUACACAUUUAUAUGUUGUGGUUCAAGUUGAUCCUUGGUUUAACUUUUGUUUUCUUUUGUUUCAAAUUCAUUAUCAUACGUUACCAUACCCAAAACCAAAAGAAAAUAAAAUUUAAACCAACGAUAAAAUUAAACCACAACCUAUGUACCUAAUUCUUUCAGCCAUGACAGAAAUUCAUCCCACGCAUUUGUAUAUACCUUGUCCUGUAAGCCAUUGCUUAGGAAGAAGAAGUUGGGAAACUAGGAGUAAAACAGAAUCGCUUGCCAUUUAUUUGCAUCUCGUUGAAUAAAAAAGUGCCUACUGUCUUUACUUUGUUCUUUAUAGCAUUGUGACUAGUUGUGUGGCAUUCUGAAGUUGCUCUGGGAACUGACCUAACACUUAAAGGGGCUGUGUCGCGACAGUGCAGUUCAUUUUGUUUGAUUUUGCCAAUUACUCGCCCUUAAUCACUAGGGAACUUAAAGUAAGCAAAGGAAUUACAAGUAAAUGACAAAAUCAAAGAUCAGAGACGAACAAGUAUGUCUCCUGAGCAUUAUUUUUGAAGUUGCAAGCGGCAGGGAUUAACUUUGAAAAACUGUUAGGCUGAACAGUUUUCAAAAACCCUAAUUUCAAUCUGUUUCAAUCUUCUUCAGUUUUGCCCAUCCGUGGCAUCUGUUGUUUCUCUUAUGAUAUAUUUAACCUUCCUUUAAAGCUUUAAGCGAUUAUUUUUAUGUUUCUCUUAAUUUAACGGGCAUUCUGUAAUUUCCUAAUUUGGCUGAAUUUUGUGACACAGCUCCUUUAAGUGGACUGAAUAAUGACGUUAGUGAGCCGUUUGUUGACCAUAAAUCAGCUCGACAAUGUCUUCCAGCCUUUUUGAAACUUUUUUGCUUAGUCCUUGCUAAGUCAUGCCUAUUUUAUGGUAGCAGUUGAAAAUGAACAUUAAGAAUAAGAGAAAGUGUCUUCUAUAUUUUUAGGGCAGUCUCUAACAGAGUUUGCAAAGCCACUUAUGACAUUUGGUAUAAAGAGGGGUAGUAAAGUUAUGCUGAUUGGAAAAAAGGUUAGUGAGGCACAAACACAAUUUUCUUGUAUUUUGCUCACAAAUGUAUUCUCAAUUUAAUGUUUAUUUAACACUCCUGCUUUUCAGUUUGAUCCAUUAGAGGAAGAGAAUAUGAAAAAAAUACUUGCUACAGAAAAAAUGGCAGACAAUAUUGAGAAAAGGCUGACUGAACACCAAGAAGAAGUCAGCGGCAUUGAAAAGGUAACAGUAAUUUUGCUAUCGACUUUACCUAAUAUGACAACGUAACAGAGAGAUUUUUAAACAAACGGAGUUGGAAAAACAACUUCAAACAACAUCAUAUGUACUAAGGAACUUGGUGGGAAGAAGUAUCCCCAGGGUGCAAAGAAAGUCAUUUUUAAAGCUUGCCAUUCGGGCAAGCUGAAGCUAGCAUAUACUAGCCCCCAAAACAUUUUGAUGAGCAGAACUGAUUUCACAGUUCUUCUGUAAUUUGAAUUCCUCCAAAACCUCUAAGUUAAGAACAAAAUCCACUAGCCCCGGGCUAUUGGACACUACUUUCUUUGCAUGUUUGUCUCAUUACAAGUGUAUUAUUCCCUGAACAGAACUUUUUUUGUACAAUUUUUACAGGGAUAUCUUCAGGCAGAAUUGAUACCUAAAGCUCUUGAGAAGCUGUCAAGGAAGCUCAAGGGAAUUAAUGAGGAAUUCAUGAAAACCCUUGAGAGCUUAGAUGCAUUAGUAAGUUGAAGACUGGAUUUCUGUUUACACCAAAGACUGCCUUUUAUUUCUAUUUAAGCAUGCACCCUAGCAAUUUCUAAUGUAGCUUUACACGAUCCUUUUAAUGUUUUGGUCUUUAAGAGCCCCGGCCUUCACCACGAAUUUCCAAUUCCCUCUGUUAGGGGAGUUUAAAGAUUUUCCCGGAACUACAAAUCAUGUUUUGUUUUUUUAAUAUCAUUCAGAUCAUAGAUGCCAGUUUACAACAAGCCAAGGGGAAAAAGAAAUCUUUGAUACAGAGAAUUCAGGUAAGGAAUAAAAUUAUAUGGCCCUUUCAUUCAUGCUUGGAGACCCAGAGGAGACACUGUGUGGUUGAAUUUGUAGUGCAUUUCUCAUGACCCAAAUGACUACCCCGGGGCCCCGGGGAUGUCCUUCAGUGUACAACUGCCCUACCCCAUCACCAAACUACUCUCACACCACCUCAAAACACAGGUGUCUUCUGGAUAUUUUACACGUGGUGUCAGAUCCUGAGGGAUUCAAAGAAUUAGUUUUGUUUUCCUGAGAGUUCUGAUGCUUCCCGAGACGAACAGUGUCUUUCCCGCCUUCUGUCACGCCACUUUCCACCAUGCUUUGAUCAUGUGCUGUAAUGUAUCCCGAGAGGGGUACAUUGCUUAAUGUAUCACAAUUGGGAUACAUUUGAUUUUAGUCAAGGCCAUGUGACCAAGAAUCAGCCAAUGUCUGUCCUUGUUUAGUUGAGUGAAAGUCUAGGAAAAUAACAAACUUUCUUCUCUGCUAUGUCACUGCGUUCUGCCGCAGAGAAAACGUUUAAGUUCUAAUCAGCAGAAAGGCAACAACACGUUGAAAUAGGAAGGACACGACCAGUUGUGUUUAUUGGGGACGAGAAAAAGCUAACGUACAAGAAAUAAAGUAGUGGCGGAGAAAAACGAAUUACAUCACUGUAAACUACGAGACUAAACGUAAACAGCAUACUAGAAAAAUUAAGCUCGGCAAGGUGCGAGCGGUAAAACUGGCUGUGUCGAGUGACUAACGCGAGAGGCGACAAGGCUUAAAUACCGAGAUGUGACAUAAAAUCCCUAGAGGAUCAAACUGCGGCCAUAAAUGCAAAUUCCGAACAUAAACACAUUUACACUUUGAUAGGGUGGAACUUGACUAAGGGGUGUUUGCAUGAGGAAGCUCUUUCUGCGCAAGCUGUAUACCGAAAUGACCACUUGCCACAUUAUGUUUACGUGCAUUCUCCUUGUCCCAUGUCAAAUGUGAUGACACCGUCUUGGGUUAACGAUAGUUAUACAGUGUCAUGCGUUUCAAAUUUCAAUCUAUCAGUUCUUUGUUUACCUUAUACUGUGAAGUUCCGAAAGUAACGACCCUCAUCCCUUUCGGAUUUGGCACCCUCGUGCUAUUACCACUUUUGGAAGCUCACUACUUUUGGGGGGUCGUUACUUUAGGAUGGCCAAAACCUGAACUCCACAUGGGCACUUGAAAAAAUAAAAUCACAAAAACUGUGAAAGGAGUGCUUUUUGAACAAAGGUAAUGUAUAUCCUGUACUUUAAGGGUUAUGAAUAAACUUCGGAUCAGUGUGGCAUUUAAUUUGUUCAGGAUGUCUAUCAUAUCCAAUUUUUUUUGCAAAAAGGGAAAUUAGGUUUGAUGUCUCUUCUUUCAGAGGGUCGUUAUUUUCGGGGGGUGGGGAUCACUACUUUUGGGAUUUUCUAACACCUGUGACAUUUUAUCGCUACUUUUGAGGGGUCAUUACUUUCGGAACUUUAUGGUAAUGCUGCAAAGUUCUGCACUACAAUGAUUUUUUUGGCUCCAGUACAAAAACUGAGAAGAACUCAAGCCAGAAUGGCUUUUUCCAGCGUUCCUUUUUAUGGUGGUGUCAGGGAACCAGAAUGAACUCACUGCAUUACAAAAUUUUCCCUGGUGUCAUUUAAGCACCCCCUUAGAUCAGAAAACCUUUUUGUGAUAAUAUCUCUUAACAGCCAGUCUUCCUUUUUUGCAGGUUUUGCUUGACAAGACUGAUGAAACAUCAAGUAAAAUUGAAUCUCUUAGAGACACGUGUUAAAUAUUAUGAAAAACUGUUGCUCAUCACAAAUUUAUUUAUUAGAAAAAAAGCUGUAUUAUUCAGAGAGGUGGAACCAUUUUCACUUUAAUGAAUAUCUUUUAGUCAAAAAUUUUGUCACCUCUUUUUUUUCUCAUGGGAUAUCCACAAUGGGUUCUCUCAAUGUGAAGAUCCAAGUUGUUCAUGAAGAUGUACAAAAUAUAGAUUAUGUAUAGCAAGGAUUGUGUUAUUAUAUACUAAACAAUAUAUUUUUUAAUUAUUUGAUGAGGUUUUUGUGAUAUCCAGAUAAUCAAGGUUGAGGUGAGUGUUAUCAGCCGAGCCGAAGGCCAUUUCUGAUAACACUUACGGAGACCUCGAUUAUUUAGGGUAUCACAAAAACUCAAUCUACUAUACAUCAUUUUGAAGAACA
Messenger RNA from Porites lobata, 6110 nucleotides. NCBI's taxonomy places the organism in Eukaryota, Metazoa, Cnidaria, Anthozoa, Scleractinia, Poritidae. The record is from the annotation of a GenBank genome assembly.